Molecule: messenger RNA, 3395 nt
Organism: Myotis myotis
Lineage: Eukaryota; Metazoa; Chordata; Mammalia; Chiroptera; Vespertilionidae
Product: formin-like protein 3
Exons: 5
Coding region: 1-486 (161 amino acids)
Source: RefSeq, a predicted model, not a curated record
AUGGGGGGGGGGACGGGGGCGCGGCUUUGUGGCGGCCGCGGACCGCGGAGGCCGGGAGCAGCCCGUCCGCUCCGCGCUCUCUGCAGAGCAGGGUUUCCUAGCCCCCCUCCCCCGCCCCCCAUCACUUGGCUUUCGUCUGGGCGGGGAGGGAUUUUUUUCUGGAAGUCUGCCCCCCACCCCACGGAGCAGGAUUUGAGCCUGGGCUCCAAUCUGGGCGGAGGCUGCAGGGCCCGCGGGGCACCCCCACCCCCCACCGCUCCGCGCACGCCUCCCCAGAGCCCCGAAAGGCGCAGCCCCAGGGGGCCUCCUGCACCCCCGGAGGAGGCGGCGGCGGAGGCAGUGCGGCUGUCCCCGCAGGCUGAGCGCACUGGUAACAUGCUACGGCCCAGUGCCCUUCAAAAAGCUGGUAUCCCCACACCCAUAAACAGUAUGUGUGAGGAUGGCAAGGACCCCGUGUGCCAGGGGAAGCAAAUCCAAAUCGGAUAAACCUGCCAGUAAUUUCAGCGAAUGAAACGCGGAUCCUGGAAAGGCCAGAAGAUGGAAAACGCUCCAGUUUUGAUAAAAGGAGGUCUGCUCUGCCUCCAGUCCUCCCUCCUGCUGGUCAGGACGCGCACAGAGGAGCUGAUGAAUUGAGGGAGAAGAAACGAGGCCGAUGUGAGCCGCCUUUCAAGGGCUGUGUUGAUAUACAAGCCCAACAACCUGACACUGGUCCAAGAGGGGAUUAAAGCAACAUGCUAUUGUGAGUGAUUGCUUAAUUUAUUGAGCUGUGGCAAGAUCUGUAAUGAAACACAGCCCUUGCAACUGAUAACCUCCGGCUGCAAUUGAACUUGACAAUUAAGGAAUAUUUUCCAAGGAUUUUUCUGGAACAGCUUAGAGUUUUUUGUCUCUGUGGUGGGGUGCUUCUGAGCACUCAUUUUGCCAGGCAAGCUUUUUUCUUUUCUUUUUUAGGAAUGAAAGGCUGAUGUUAAUAGGAAAUAAGCGUCACUUUAUUGACUGCCUUGUGCACACCAGGCACUUAUUAUACUUUAUCUCUAAUCCUGACAACGGCCCAACGAAGGAACUCUUAUUCGUCCCUAUUUUACAGAUAUGAGGUUUCUAGGUGUUCAGUAACUUCCCCAAGUGACAUUGUCCAAGUCUGGAGCUACUAGCCAUUGGUGGCUAUUUAUGCCUAAAUUAAUUAAAAUUUUAAAAAUCAAAGAAAUUCACUUCCUAGGUUGCACUAGUAGCUAGCGCAGGUGCCCACUCCCCAGGUGUGGCUGGUGGGUACCACACUGGACAGCUCAGAUACGGACCAUUUCGAUGACUAUGGAAAGUUCUCGUGAUCAGUGCUGUCCCAGAAUGUUCACAGGUAGAAGUCCAACCCCUUGCUUCAAAAUUCUACUGUUACCCCUUGCUUCUUGCUUCUCUUCCUGGGGCUGAAAAGUAAGGACUAGAGCUGUAAGGCUAAACCCUGGCUUCACAUUCACGUUACCUGGGCUGCUUUAAAAAAUAUUGAUGAUAUGGCCCCAGCCCUGGAGAUUCUGACUUUACUGUGAUCGGGGGGUGGGGAGGCGGGGAGACAGGCAUGAGGGGCUCUAUAAUUCCCCAUGUGUAUAGCCAGGAUUGAGAGCAGCUAGAAGAGCGGGUCCACACACAGUAAGGUGGGAAGAGCUGGCUCAUCUCCCAGCAGAAUGGGGUCGCUGUGGGCCCAGACGUGGGCUUCCCCAGGCCUGCAUCUGAUAUGAGGUUUCUAGGUGUUCAGUAACUUUCAUCAGACGGCUCGGGGUCCUUCCUGCAGGCAGGGAAGACCUGAGUGCUUUCUCACACGCGUCCUGCUCAGUGGAAACACAGUGAGGAGCUCUGCUUUCAGGAACAGGCCCCGUCACGCCGCCACGGAAGAAAGGAGAUGGGAUGCAAGACCACAGGGACAAAGUGGGGUCUGCAGCCCCACCUUUGGAGUGGAAGCCUCGGGACGAGCCCAUGCUGUAAUCUGCCUGACAGAACAAAAGUGUUUCCCAGCUCUGUCAACAAGGACAUUGCAAAGGAAGAAAAAGGGAGGGAGAGAGAACCUGCGGAUUGAGAGAGACGUAAGAGACACAUCAACCAAUCCCAAUGGAGGGAAAGGGUUAGAAAUACUGACCAAUCCCGUCGCAGUGAGCACCACCAGCACUCGGAUUAGGGUCUCUACGCACCACCUCUGACAAGAAACCGGGGUUCUGUGCAGAGACAGCCGAUCCCCGGUCUGAGACAGGACACGUGCAAGAGGAGCCUGGAACGUCCUGUCACCCGGGAGCGUGGAAGCUCUGGGAGACUCUGGAUCAUGCCCGAAAAGAUGAAGGGGACAAUGUGAUAGGACAGCUGGCCAGAUGGGACAGUGGAGCAUCAAUAAGAACAGUAACUGCACUGGACUGGAAUGUGUUAGAUAUGUCCAAUCUAAGAGUUCACAACGAUACCUAGAAAAAAAAGCAUAAACUCAUUUGUCAUCUUUGGGCGAUGUUGAGAAACCAACUCAUCAUGUUGAAAAUUGUUAAAUAAAAGGAAAGAGUCAAGUAUUUUUCCUUUCUGGUAUGAACCGUACCUUACAGUAACCAAAUAGCUGAUAAAGGAAGUGUCUUUUUAUGGAGGUAUUCCAGCUAACACACAAAUACAGAAGGGUAGGAUUUAUUUGCCACUAUUUUGCAGCCUCUAAUGGGUCCAGACAGUGAUCAUCGAUGCUGCUAACAUCACCAGACAUUCUGUGCCUUCAAAUGGAAAUCCAACAUAGCCACUAGGAAAUCAUCAUAAACACACACAUACACACACAAGCAUUAAUCUAAGUAGCUUCUAGAUCUAAUUACUGAUUUACAAGAAAUAUACCGGGGAGAGGAACAUGUAUAAUAUCAAUAUGGUGAUGCAAUAGGCAAAGUCCAGACUGUAGGACACUCUACAAACAAAUCAACCCAGCUUCUCAACAAAGACAUUGCAAGGGAAGAAAAAGGGAGGGAGAGAGAACCUGCAGAUUGAGAGAGACGCAAGAGACACAUCAACCAAUCCCAGUGGAUGGAACUUGUAUGGGUCCCAAUUUUAUCCAACUGUAAAGAAAACAUUUAUGAAACAACCAAAGAAUUUUGAACACUGAGUAGAUAUUUGCUGAUAUUAAAGUAUUACUGUUAGUUUUAGUAGGGGCUAUGAUGGGAUAAACCCCACUCCUCUUUUGGAGCCAUAUAUGAAAAUAUUCGCAAAAGAAAUGAUUUCUGUCUGGAUUUUGCUUCUAAAUAUCUGAGAUGAAAGAGGAGGAGAAUGGGUAUAGAUAAAACAAGACUGGCUGAGAGUUGGUGGUUGUUGAAGCUGGGAGAUGGGUAGUUGGGGUUCAUUGUACCACAUUGCUCUUGUGUAUGCUUAAAGUUUUUCAUAAUAAAAGUAAAUUUAAAAGUGAA